Molecule: messenger RNA, 11999 nt
Organism: Zootoca vivipara (common lizard)
Lineage: Eukaryota; Metazoa; Chordata; Lepidosauria; Squamata; Lacertidae
Source: RefSeq, a predicted model, not a curated record
ACAAAUGAAAAUCACUGAACAUUUCCUGAAAUUACUAUUUCAAUACUGAUGUGUGUUGAUGUGCAGUGUUUGUAUCUGCACACUCUCAGUCUAUUAAGCUUAGUUUUCCCUUUUCCGAUGUGUAUUUUUCAUUUUGUUUAAUGUUUUCUCAACAAACAAUUGAUUCUCUGUUGUGCCACAAGUCAAGGGAACAAACAUUCAGGUACAGGUCUUUUGUUUUCUCUUUAAACCUUGAAAACUGUUUCUUGUAAAUGGAUGUAUUUGUACUGUUGCAAUAUUCCAUUAUCCUCACCUGGUUUAGCCAGCCAGUCAAAGUCAUUAUAGGAGCCCACCAGUGAAAGGUGAGUGCAGGGUCGGGACCAAAGGUGAACAAACUACUCCAGAAGGAGCACAGUGCCCCCCCACCAGACCACCACUAGAUUUACCGUAAUCAGAUCUCCCCUAAUGCUACUGAACUGUUUAUGCUUGUAUUUUCUAAGUGCCAUUUAACCUUCAUUCUAAAUGAGUACAUGAAAACCUCUUAUAAAAGCCUAUUGAGUGCUUCUUUUGUUACUAGCUACCUGGAAAAGUUCUGUGAACGGGGGCUUAAACAUGUUAUGGGAAGAUUAUCCCCCCUUGCCCUCUGCUCCGCUCACUUCCACAUUUCCUGCAGGUUCUCAAGCCAAACUGCCUGAGUGGUGUAUUCAACACACAAUAGGUGCUUGUAUCAAAGUUUUGCUUUUGGAGUGCCUUCCUCAGAUAUAAGAUUAUUGCACUUGAAAUCCUUUUUAUGUGUGUUUUUAUUUCUGCCAUAGAGUUCAGCUGCAGCUGUGCCAAAAUAUUUAAACUAUGAUGCCUUGGCAGAGAAGAUACAAAAGCUUCUCUCAAAUUAAUUUUAUUGUGCCAUAGAACUUAAUUAAAAUGAAAGCAGGCAUAUUUGAAUUCUAUGUUCACUUGUCAUUGACAGACAUCUUUUUAAAAAUAUAUGUACAUUUGGAGGUUUGGCCAAAAGCUUGUGUAUGGUAGUGUACUUUUGAGUAGCUAUUUCAUGUGACAUGGCCCUCAAUUUUCAUAAAAAAUUGAUGAAGUAUAUUUGCACGUUGCCAUGCAUGGGAUUAUACUUUUUGGGAUGUUAAUGUGGAGGCUCUUCAGAGUUCUGUUUGCUUUGACAUUUUUACUGCACUUAUACAUGUAAGUGGCUAAGAAAGAGCUUUGACAGAAUUUGCAUUUGUUAUCCCACAACAGCUUAUGAAGCUGUUAGCCUACCACCUGCCCCUUAUUUCUUUUGAGGGAGACUUUGGGCAGCGUGUCACAUUAGUCAUGAAAGACAUGGCUGUGGUUUAAAGAGGAAGAAAUUGAGUAAAACUCCGGAGGGCGCAUGAGUUCCACCUGACACAGAUGUGCAUGUUACAAUUUUCAUUUGAAGAUUGUUUUCUUGGCACAAGACAAGGGUGCGACUCCCAAGAGUGUAUUCGUGUCUUUCAAAGGGAGAAACAGUGCUGAGGCUGGACUAGACAGGAGUUCUUGUCAAUGCCUUGUUGUACUCAUGUAGAAAGCUGAUGAGGAAUACAACAUGUUUCUUUCCCCCAAAAUGUCAUUAACGAUAAAUCUUAGUUGCCCACAGUAACUGUCAUCUGCUUGGCCACAAGGAAAAUGAACUCCCCCCUUUUCACAGAAGGCGGUAUCACGUACUUUGUACAAAUCAGUGUGUGCUCUGUGAUGCUAGUAGGAAAACUGUGUAGCCAGGAAGUUGCCAUUUAAAAAUUAAGUAUUUUUAAUUGUUGAUCCAUGUUUCAGGAAGUUAGCAACAUUUUUACUAAUUGAGGGAAAUUAGGUGGUUGUUUUUAUUUUAUUUUAUUUUAUUGGAGCAAGACAUUCUGAUUUAAUAACAUUUAAUGAAGGAUUUCAACAACGCUAAUGAGGAAAUCAAGGGCAGGGAGAAUACUCCAAGUCAGAAUGCUUAGUUAGUAGAUUGCUGGUACUGAAUAUAGAUAAAUACAACACCGCAUAAUACAACAUUGAAAGAUGUAUAUGAAUGAUUGAUAGCUUUGUUCAGGUAGAAGGACCCCAAGACAAAAGUCAGUUGGGUGAGUUCUUAAUGAAAAUGUUUGGGAGCAUCAUUGGGCAACUUACUUCAUAUGCUGUAUCACAGUGUAUGAAAUGCUACCUUUGUCCCCUUUAAUCAUACUAGUCACUAACUCUUAGCAGAAGCAUCUCAACAAAUAAUAUGUCCACCAAAUAACUGUUGUUGUUUGCCCCUUCCAUUACCUGCUUAAUGACAAAGCAAAAAUAUAAAAACAUUAUUCAGUCAUAGCUUAAACCUUUUGUUCCACUGUGAAAUGUCAGUAUUUCCAUUCAUUUUUAAAUGUGCAUUGAAACUGAAUGAGCUUCAUGUUGUCAAAAGUAAAUGGGGCUCUAAUCCAUUUAAUGGGGGGGGGGAAUCACAUUUUGUUUUCUUUUUGUUUAUGGGACUUUCACAGGCAUAUACUACUUCUGUCUUUAAAACAGAACACAAUAUGUUUUAAAUCCAAAGUGCUUGACAUAUCGGUGCCUAAUAAGUGUUUAUGGAAUACAGUAUAAUCUUUGAAAUGUAUGAAGUCACUGAAACAGGAAGUGCUGCUUAAUGACUUUAAACUACAGGGUGGAAUUCACUGCCUCACUAAUACUUGCUAGCUGCUUGCUAGAAAGAAUGAUUUGGGACGUGGGUGGCACUGUGGGCUAAACCACAGAGCCUAGGGUUUGCCGAUCAGAAGGUUGGCGGUUCAAAUCCCUGCAACAGGGUGAGCUCCCGUUGCUCGGUCCCUGCUCCUGACAACCUAGCAGUUCGAAAGCACGUCAGGUGCAAGUAGAUAAAUAGGUACCGCUCCAGCGGAAAGGUAAAUGGCGUUUCCAUGCAUUGUUCUGGUUCGCCAGAAGUAGCUUAGUCAUGCUGGCCACAUGACCUGGAAGCUGUCUGCGGACAAACACUGGCUCCCUCGGCCAGUAAAGCGAGAUGAGCGCCGCAACCCCAGAGUCGUCCGCGACUGGGUUUAGCGAUCAGGGGUCCCUUUACCUUUAGACAGAAUGAUACCUCCUCUCCCCCUCCUCCCCGCCAUGUGCUGUUUGGAGGAUUCUUCUGACCUUCUAGAUUGGAUUUCAGGGAGGCAUGGGCAUGCAUGAGGGGAGGAAGCCCUAUUGUGCUAGCAGAAAACUUUGUGCUGCUUGUGUACAUGUUAGUCAAAUCUGGUCAAUAGGUUUUUUGGAGUGGCGGGCUCAUGCGUGAUCAUGUAUGUGUGCAGCACCAGGAAAUAAUUAACAAUUCAAUUCCAGCUUGGAAAUGGGGAGAGAGAGUUGGAGAGUCCUCAUGGCUCACAAGAAGACCCUCCCCAGAGCCCAAAGAGGGUGUUGGUGAUGAUGGAAGAAGCCCCCGAAAGACCGGAGGCAUACUAGGGCUUUGUUUACGCUGCUCAGCCACCUUACCUAACAGCUGGUGUGGGGUAGCACAACAGAAGCCACUUUCCCGCAUGCCCUUUAACCUCCUGCCAGCCCCAGAGCUUCAAUUCUAGUUGCGGAUAUUUUUGGAACAGUCUUUAUGGAAUGGGUUGAAGAGGGGGGGCACUUAAUAGGUGCUCCCCGCUUUAUGCAAUUUCACUUAUUGGGGGGGGGCUCCCCAAAACAUAACCCCUGCGUAAGUAGGGAGUCACUUGUAUACAGAAUUCUAAACAAACAUGCCAUGCAAUGUUUUCCUCUUCCUCUUAUAAUAUGUCAAUACUUUGUUAGUGACCCAAAGAUUUUGAGCAUUAUAUGUUUUUCAAAUUCUCAGAGUAAUUCCCAACCACCACAGCGAUAAGUAAGCAUCUUCUGUAUAUCUUCUGUGCCCCUUACAACACUGAUUCUUUGCUUUUACAGUGAGGAAAAAAAGCAUUUGAUCCCCUGCUAAAUUUGCCCUCUGGCGAAGAAAUGACCAGUCCAUAAUUUUAAUGGUAGGUUUAUUGUAGCUGUGAGAAACAGAAUAACAACAAGAAAACCCCCCAGAAACCCAGAAAACAAAAGUCAGAGAUUGAUGUGCAUUAUAAUGAGUGAAAUAAGUAUUUGAUCCCCUGUCAGCCAGCCAGAUGUCAGGCUACCUGAUAUCUUUACUGUAUAUAACGAGCUGAGAUUAGAAGCACCUGCUGUAAGGGAGAGGUCUUACCUGUAAUCCCUGCUCGUUGCAGUACAAAAGUCACCUGUUGACAGAAGCAAUCAAUCCAGCAGAUUCCAAAGUAGCCACCAUGCAAGACUAAAUAACUGUCCAAGGAUGUCAGGGACAAGAUUGUAGACCUGCACAACGCUGGACUGAGCUACAAGACUAUUGCCAAGCAGCUUGGUGAGAAGGUGACAACAGUUGGUACAAUAAUUCGCAACUGGAAGAAACACAAAAUAACUGUCAACCUCCCUCGGUCUGGGGCUCCAUGCAAGAUCUCAUCUCGUGGAGUUGCAAUGAUCAUGAGAACGGUGAUGAAGCAGCCCUGAACUACACGGGGGGAACUCGUCAAUCAUCUCAGGGCAGCUGGGACCAUAGUCACCAUGAAAACAGUUGGUAACACACUACGCCGUGAAGGACGUAGAGCCUGCAAGGUCCCCUUGCUCAAGACAGCACAUGCACAGGCCCGUCUGCAGUUUGCCAAUGCACAUCUGAAUGACCCAGAGGAGAACUGCGUGAAAGUGUUGUGAUCAGAUGAGACCAAAAUCAAGCUCUUUGGCAUCAACUCAACUCACUGUGUUUGGAGGAGGAGGAAUGCUGCCUACGACCCCAAGAACACCAUCCCCACCAUCAAACAUGGAGGGGGACAUAUUAUGCUUUGGGGGUGUUUUUCUGCUAAGGGGACAGGACACCUUCACCACAUCGAAGGGACAAUGGACGGGACCAUGUAUUGUCAAAUCUUGGGCAAGCACCUCCUUCCCUCAGCCAGGGCAUUGAAAAUGGGUCGAGGAUGGGUAUUCCAGCAGGACAAUUACCCAAAACACACGGCCAAGGCAACAAAGGAGUGGCUCUGGAAGAAGCACAUUUAGGUCAUGGAGUGCCCUAGCCAGUCUCCAGACCUUAAUCCCAUUGAAAAUCUGUGGAGGGAGCUGAAGGUUCAAGUAGCUACACAUCAGCCUCGAAAUCUUACUGACUUGGAGAGGAUCUGCAAAGAGGAGUGGGACAAAAUACCUCCCGAGAUCUGUGCAAACCUGGUGGCCACAUACAAGAAACGUCUGAUCUCUGUAAUUGCCAACAAGGGCUUUGCCACCAAGUACUAAGUCAUCUUUUGCAAAGGGAUCAAAUACUUAUUUCACUCAUUAUAGUGCACAUCAAUCUCUGACUUUUAUUUUCUGGGUUUCUGGGCUUUUUCCUGAUGUUAUUCUGUCUCUCACAGCUACAAUAAACCUACCAUUAAAAUUAUGGACUGGUCAUUUCUUUAUCAGAGGGCAAACGGGCAAAUUUAGCAGGGGAUCUAAUACUUCCCCCCCCCUCACUGUAUAUCUUAAGUAUUGAUGGCACAUCAUACUCAUGUAAGUGUGCAUAGGACUUCAGCCUUAAGACUCUGCUUUCUCUGCACAUGACUUCCGUAUGCACAGUGCUUGCAAAAUCGAAUUAACAUCAGCUGGCUUUAAAAAUUUAUUCAUCAAGGAAUUACGUUAGAGGAUGUAAUUGAUUUCCACUAGAUUUUUGUCCUGGUUGAUUGCUACCAAUAUGCUCCAGAAAUGUUUAUUUGGUGGUGGUUGACCGAAUAAAGCAAAACAUUUAUCAUCAUGAUUAAAAGGAGCAGUCUCUGCCAAUGCAUUCUUGGAUGAAGUUCUCUACAUAAUUGUCCAGAACAUUUUGUCUUGAGUCAUCACACACUCCCAAAUUUCCUGUUGGUGUUCUCCUGCCUGUUAAAUGCUGCUUCUUCUUCUUCUUCUUCUUCUUCUUCUUCUUCUUCUUCUUCUUCUUCUUCUUCUUCUUCUUCUUCUUCUUCUUCUUCUUCUUCUUCUUCUUCAUUUUAUUAUUCAGUUAAAAUAUUUUACGGAUACAAUCAAAAUAGAUCAACAUUGCUUGAACAGAUCUUUCACUCUCUUUCCUACCCACAUGUGCCCCAGAACACACACACCCCAACCAUCCAGGCAAUAUUUGAGGACACUGCUGGGGAUAUAUAGAGAGAAGAGAGGGGACAGAUUUUAUUGCUCAAUCAGAUAUCAUUUUGUUUGUGCAGUGAUUUAGGGGUGUUCAACCCGUAGGAUCUGUUGUCUUCACAUCAACAUCAAACAAGAGCAGCUUCAACCAUGUGCAACAGCAUUAUUUAGAAACAUUGUCACAAUCUGUCUAAUGCUGAAGUAAAAAGUAUAUAGUCUAUUGUACAAUGCCUGUUUUGAUUUCUGUCCCCUAGUGUGUUUCUAUUGGUGAAUAAGUCAAAGCCAAAUUACAAUGGCUUUUAAUGUGAUGGAAUAUUUGUAGACUGUGUUUGCUUUACAGUAUGUAUAACAUAUUUUUUCUGUCAAUAAAUAAGAGCCCUUUGAGAAAUAGUUAUUUACCUUUUCAAGCUAGGUUCCAUUUCCUAUCCAUUUUAAGAAAUUGAAAUACUGCUUCAUCAGUUGCAGUUGAGUCCCCUGCCAACCUCUUUCUUUCUCCUCACGAUUAAGUUGGUGAGUUGGCCAAGAUUGGUUCCGUCGUGACUGAGGGCUGUCACAGCAAUGCAAAUUAAUCUGGGGAGAAGGUUACAAAUUCUUAAGUAUCAUAUUAUGUUUACUGCAUCCUGGAAGGCUUAUAAAUCAUUAAGCAUAAUAUACCAAAUUCAAAAAAGUCAACAUUAUAAAAUGUCAACAUACAAAAAUGAUGGCAGCAGCAUAUAAAUGCAAUUCACAGAACAAGUGGUAUAUUUAAAAAGCUCAUAAAAAGGGCAGAACAGGGGUGGGACAUGCUUACACGCUCUCUGCCGGUGGCUGUGAGGCCAGAAACUGAAUCACCACAUGAAAUGGCUGUUGAUUGUAUUGUCGUUUUCAGCGGCAAAUCUCUGUUCAACAUCACAUUUCAUUCUAGUCUUGAUGUCAAGAGUAUAGUAUAGACUACUCUGUUGCUGCAAACAACAGGAAGAUGCAGGAAAGUGUGUACCCUGCUCUUAAAUAUGCAUCCAAAUGUCAUAAACCCAUUUAUUUAAAGGAUGGUUCCUUUGAGCUUAUUUUUAGGAUUUUCAUAUCAUUCUCGCUGUUAAUUAAACAUGUCCCCAACAUGUGGGUGCACUGAAAACUUAAAUGCAUGAUACACAAGAUUUAGUUUGCAGGACUUGAAGAACUAGUGCUUAUCAGCUCCUAUGAGCAGCUCCUGUCAGAUUGUAGCACAUGGAUGCUUGCUUCUGCUGAUGAGAAAUAUCAAUGGAAAUUUCAUUCCAGUGAAAAUAGCAGUGACAGAGAAAGGGUUCUUGACAAAACUGCAGCAAGGGACGAAAGGGUUAACUUAAUUUUAAGCAAACCCCUCCCACCCCCACUGUUUGAAUUUUCUUAAGUGUGCACAUUAAAUGCAAAGACACAUUUAAUGCCAUGUCUAGUUUGACCCUAAAUUGUAGGUCAGAGCAGGUAGGAAAUGAUGGGACAACCGCCAUGGGAUUUAAGGAUGAAGGGCGGUAUUCAAAUUUACUAAAUAAAUAAACUCAAUGGACCAUUUGAAAUUCUGCUGCUGUCAUAUUUUAAACCUAGAAUAAUGAUUUUUGCCAAGCUCAAUCCACUGCUCCGAUACAUUCUCCUCGACCAAAUUUUCUAUCACUUAAUUAGCCAGGAGAUGAAAAUAACUAAAUCCUGCAUAUCUAGCCAGGGUUGUCUCAGAUCCUCUGCCUUCUAUCUGCUGCCUAUACUUGUUCCACCCUCAGGCUGUUGUCCAAGAUUGUGGUGUAGUGAGAUGUCCCAUUCUGCUAACCCAUCUUGACCUCCUUCCAAGCUCCUCUUUAAAUUCCAGAUAGUGAAAAUACUGUACUGUUGUUAAUACCUUGUAUAUGGGAAGUUGGGCAUAACUCUCCGUUCAUUGCAAGCGUUUAUAGUGACCUCAGAAUGACUUAAGAUAAUGGACAUGGGAGUGCAGCCAAAACACCCUGGAAGAUGCUUUAUUUGUAUGAAAACUGUGAAUCAGGUAAUUAACUCAGGAGUAGGAAAUGAACUCUCUGGGUAUCACCAGUUGUACGUUUAAACUUAAGAAAUGUGGCCCACAUUUUAGCUAUUCUUUACAUGCCAUAAAUAUUUUAAUAUAUUUAUAGAUCUUAAAAACUGUGAGCAUGAUCUUUCUCUGUGUCGGUGUCUCCUGAACAGAUCAAUACAUUCCUGUUCCUCCCCUUCUCCCUUUGGGUGUGGUCUGUGCAAUCAUUCAGGCAAGCAAGAGCGGAAGGGAUGCAUACAGAUCUUCUAUUUCCGAGACAACUCUGCCAUACAUGUAUACUUGGGGAAAUAGAGAGUAGGAGAAGUAAGCAGGGCUUUAUGAAGUUCUGUGUUGAUCUGUUGCGUGCAGGCAAGAAUCAUCUGUAAUAUACUAAAUGUUUGUAUGUAGAAUAAGUUGUGAUGAUGAUGAUGAUCGUUAUUUUUAAAAGAAUCCUAGCUUUGGAACGAGUUCCACAAUCCCUUGCCCUUUGCAGAACUUUCCUUUUUGUUGUAGCUGUCAUGUUAAUAUUUAAAAGUGAACACACACAUUAUGUUUUUUUAAUAAUAAUUUUUAUUAGUUUUAUAUAUAUAUACAAAUGAAAAAGGAAAACAAAACCAAGCAUAAUCCACACUCAUUAUUCAUACCAGAAACAAACAAUAAAAAUACAAAAGAUUAAAUUAUAGAAAUAGGAAAAAAAGAGAGUAAAAAUUCAACAUUUAAACAUUUCAUAUCAUUUUUCUUUGGGGACUUCCUCUGAGUCCCCCCCUCUGCGUUACAUUACUAAUUUUUUCAGCAAAUUCUAUAUCUUACAUUAAUUCAUUCAAUUAAACUAAAAUUUGAGACUUCCUUCCGGGAAGGGGCGGCAGAGAGGUGCCCUUAGAUGGACAGAGCAGGCGGAAGAUGGAUCCUGAUCUCUCUCUCCUGUUCCAGUGCCCAUCUCCCAAGGGCAUCACAGAGGCUCAGGUCCGAGCUGAGCUCUCCCCACUGUAUGACCGGCGCCCACUCCCUGGUGACAGGGCCCAGAUGGAGACAGCUUGGGUAGCACGGCGCCAGCAGAGCCCGUGGCUCUUUGACGGAGCCAAUUUCCAUCUCCACUCGAUCCAGCUGGAGGGGGACAUCUUGACCUUCUGCCUCAGUCUCACCUGCUACAAGGACUUUGUGGGCACCAACCUGGCGGACGCAGCUGGGCAGCUCCAGCAGCGUGGGCGUGAGGACUUGGGGAACAGCCAGGCCUACCUUGCCGAGCCUCUGGGGUUGGGCGCCAUGCUGCACACAGCGGAUGACAAGUUUGUCUUUUUGCGGCGGAGUCAGUGCAUAGGGGAGGCACCUGGGAAGAUCGACAUUCCUGGAGGCCACCCUGAACCACAGGUUGUCAUGGGAGAUGCUGCCUUGGAGGGGCCCGUCUGUCACCAGGACCUCCCAGGAGAAUCCGUGGUCAAGGAGUUGUUCUGCUCUGUGCUGCGAGAGAUCCAGGAUGAGGUGAACCUUCCACUGCCCACCCUCAGCAGCCCAAUGUUACUCAGAAUAGCCUGGAACGAGACCAGUGCAGGCCGCUGCAGUGCUGAAUUCUACAUCAGGUGCAGUCUCAGCUCUGAGCAAGUGAAGCACCAUUAUGCUAUCGGGGGUCCCAAGGCCCAAGAGUCAACCAGCAUUAUCUUUGUUGACAGAGAGGAUGUCCUUACAAUGGAGCAGAGCGGGGACUUUUGGAAGGAACUGUGCCCAUCAGCCAAAGGGGCCAUAGAGCUCUACAGAGGAGUCAUGGGCACAUGCCAAUGAAGAGCCCAUUGGGAAGAGGUACUUUGAGGAAGUGAACUACUCUCUCAGGGACUAUUCAGAAUUACUUUACAGAGCACCCAGCUACCCCAAAAUCACCAGCAGUCCUUUGGCAAAGCAGGAAUAUUAUGCCAUGGAUAUGGAUAGUGGGAUUAUUCUCACCACCCAAAUCCCCCUUGAAACUGCACUGGCUGAGACCCACCUUAGCGCCUUGUGAGCCUGUUGCUGUGCCUGUUCGUGAUAUAUAUAUAUAACAUUUUCCAUUUAUCUUAUCAAAAUUCAAAAUCUGCAUUUUCUAUACAUUUGCAUAUCUAUUUCUCAAUUUCUAUUCUACAAUAGCUUUUUAGAUAUACUUUAAAUUUUUUCCAAUCUUCUUUCACCGCAUCUUCUCCCUGGUCUCGCAGUCUCCCGGUCAUCUCAGCAAGUUCCAUAAAGUCCAAUAAUUUCAUCUGCCAUUCUUCUACUGUUGGUAUCUCCUGUGUCUUCCAGUUCUUAGCUUCUAGCUGCUGUUGUGGCAUACAGAAAAAGGUAGUAUCUUUCUUAGGUAUUUCUUUUCCAACUAUACCCAAGAGAAAGGAUUCUGGUUUCUUGAUAAAAGUGUUUUUCAACACUCUUUUUAACUCAUUAUAAAUCUUUUCCCAGAAAUCCUUAACUAAUGGGCAAGUCCACCACAUAUGGUAAAAGGUUCCUUCUGUCUUUUUACAUUUCCAACAUUUAUUAUCUUGUUUAUGAUAAAUCUUAGCAAGUUUUACUGGUGUUAAAUACCAUAUAUACAUCAUUUUCAUCAUGUUUUCUCUUAAAGCAUAACACGCAGUAAAUUUUAUAUGUUUCUUCCAUAACCUUUCUCAAUCCUUAACCAUAAUGUUAUGUCCCACAUCUUUCGACCAGUCUAUCAUCACAGAUUUUGUUUGCUCAUCUUUCGUAUGCCACUCUAGCAGUAAAUUAUACAUUCUGGAAAGAACUUUUGUCUUUGGAUAUAUUAACUCCGUUUCCAACUUGGAUUUUUCAGAUUGGAAACCAAUUCUUUUAUCAAUUUUAAACAUCUCAUUUAUUUGAUGAUAUUGGAGCCAGUCAUCCAAAUGACCUUUUAACUGAUCAUAUGUCUUUAACUUCACCUGGUCUCCUUCUUACAUUAUGUUGUUUAGAUCCUUAAUUCUCCUGAUGCUUUUCUUAUGUGCACCUAAUAAGAAAAAGAAGAAGGAAGGAAGGAAAGAAAGAAAGAGAAAAAGAAAUCUUGGCGCAGUGCUUUUUUCAAUUGAAUGGAGUUACACAGCAAGAGAAAAAAGGCUCCUAUUCCAAAAUUUUAUCUUUGACAGACAAGAUUGAAGCAGUUUUCUGCUUGACAUUAGUAUCCUGUUGAUAAUGACAUCACAUGUGUGCUUAGGGACUUAGUAUUCUAGCAGCGUGUGGACUAUAAUGGAUCUGUUUUUUAAGCCAUCUAUUUCCUAGAACUUUGAUUUAUCGUAGCAAGCCUAUAAGUGAUAACUCUGCAUCAAUGAAAUUGAACUUGUCAGAGGUACUGUUGUAGAGAUGAGAUUCGGAAACAGAUCUAAGCCUAUCCCUCUUCCUUCUUAAUCCUUAUAGGCUCCCUUAGUUUCCAAAUUAAUUACUUAAAUGCAUAAUAGAAUAGGUAUACAACAAAUGUUGCAUACGUUAUCUGGUACUGUGUAUACCUGCUUUUUAACUACUUUUUAACCCAGAAAAAUCUUCUCAAAAGCCGGGGGUCGUCUUAUAUGCCGGGUCGUAUUUCUUAUAUGGCGAGUAUAUCCGAAACCUAAACUCUAUAUUUUAACUGGAAAAGUUGGGGGUCGUCUUAUACGCCCAGUCGUCUUAUACGCCGGAAUAUAUGGUAGUUUUAUGUUAGAGUAGUAUGUAGUAGGCAAUGCAGUUGGAAAGUUCUUGGUUGUUUGGUUGUUGUUGUUUUUUAAAGUUUUUAUACUUCUUUAUUGUAACUGAAAAACUGUACAUAAAAAGGAGCUGUGAAGUUACAUUUGUCAAAACGAAUGUAAGAAAUAUUUUCUCUGACCAACUUAAAGGGAGUGCAAACAUUUUACAUUUCAUAAAGUGACAAAAAGUAAACCAAAAUGAAUAGUUUAUGUUUUGUAGCAAUGGUACAAAGUUAAGCUGGAGGGUUUUGUUUUUUUAA